This is a messenger RNA of Arthroderma uncinatum, 1866 nucleotides long. Its product is annotated as 4-coumarate-CoA ligase 2. The record is from RefSeq and is a predicted model, not a curated record. The coding region runs from base 1 to 1866 and encodes 621 amino acids. NCBI's taxonomy places the organism in Eukaryota, Fungi, Ascomycota, Eurotiomycetes, Onygenales, Arthrodermataceae. Gene Ontology annotation, biological process: secondary metabolic process. The transcript has 3 exons. Gene Ontology annotation, molecular function: CoA-ligase activity.
AUGAUGUCGAAGGCGUUGUUGAAAUAUACCACCGGGCCAAACAGUCCGGAUGUGCACAGCAAAUACCAGCCGACGGACGAAGUGAUAUUUCGUAGUCCGUUCGGGCCAUUCCCCAAGGUCGACCCUGAUCUGAACCUGCAUGACUUCUUCUUCCCUCCGGAUAACCCGCUCCAUUCUCCUGAUCAUGACCUGUUCAUCGAUGCGGCGACUGGCACGACGGUAUCACUGUACCAGUUCCACGACAGGGUGCUCUGUCUCUCGAGGGUGCUGCGGCAUGACGGACCCAACCCGGUAGGACUGGGAAAAUCACCAUAUGAUGAUAGUGGAAGCGGUGAGAUCAUCGGCAUACUAUCAAAGAAUCAUCUCGCGUGGCCGCUGCUGGCGCACUCCUGUUUUCGAUCAGAGCUGGUGUUUGGUGGAAUCAGUCCUAAUUCGACCCCGUAUGAGCUAUACCAUGUUAUGCGCAAGAUGCAGACGACGUCCAUGGCUGUCCAUGAAUCCCUGCUUCCGUUGCUGCUGCAGACUGUCAAGAAUGGCCCGCAAGGGGGCAACGAUAGUACCUUGGAUUUCGUCUUUGACCCUAGAAAGAUAAUAAUCAUAUCGGAUGAUCCGGCGUUGGACACGGUCCACGGGUAUCCCACCGUCGAGUCGUUGAUCAGACUCGGCUCUACAUUACCUGAGAGGCCGAGGAAGCUGUUGGGAGGAGACAGGCUAUGUUAUCUCCUUCAGUCGUCUGGAACGUCCGGGUUUCCAAAGGCCAUGAUGAUAUCACAUAAGAACGCAGUACACACUACCAUGCAGAGCAUGAUAACGUCUUCCCGGACAGCCGAGUUUCUUGGUGUUCCACUACAACAGUCUGUGGUCCUGGGCAUUAUCCCAGCAUACCACUCGUUUGGCCUGAUUCUAUGGACUCUGCGCGUGAACGUAACCCGGUGCACGAACGUAUUGAUGUCAAAAUGGGACCUAGAAACCGCGCUGCAGCUCAUCGAGAAGUACAAGGUCACCGUACUCCCGCUCGUUCCGCCACUUGUCCGACAGCUCGCCCUAUCACCGCUAACGGAAAAGUACGAUCUCUCGUCUGUGGUAGCCGCCGCGAGCGCAGCAGCAUACCUGCCUCCCGACGUAGCGCACGCACUGGGCCAGAAACUGCCGCAAAAGGCUCCCAUCCCUUCAGGCUACGGGCUGUCGGAAGCUCUAUCCAUCGCCCAGCCAAUUACAGAGGGUAUCUUUGGGCUCUCUCGCUCCGAGCCAGGCACGAUUGGACACCUUCUUCCUGGCGUCGAGGCCAAAGUAGUCAACCCAGACACGUAUGAGCCAGUAGCUAAGGGAUCGAAGGGCGAGCUCUGGGUCCGGGCCCCCGUGGUCACGCCAGGAUACUUUAAAGACCGCACCGCGACCGCAGAGCUAUUUGCCGAGCCGGGCUGGCUGCGAACAGGCGACCUGGUCAAGCGAGACGCAGAGGACCGACUUCACUAUCUCGACCGGCUGAAGGAGAUGAUCAAGGUGAAGGGUCUGCAGGUUGCGGCGACGGAGGUCGAGGACACGCUGCUCUCUCAUCCGGAUCGGCUGGUACGGGACGCCUGUGUAGCCGGAGUAGACAACGGGCGAGGAGACGGCGGCCUCUUCCCUCGUGCCUGGGUAGUGCUAUCCGACGAGGGAAGACGACAUGCUCCAGAGAGAGUCAUCCAGCAGCUAGACGCCUUUGUCAAGAGCAGGCUGUCAAAGUAUAAACAUCUCGCCGGCGGCAUCGAGAUAGUCGACAGCAUACCUCGAACGCCCUCGGGUAAGAUGCUGCGCAGAGAGAUGCGAGACAGGCACCACGCCAGGCAGAAGGAUAAAGACAAGCAGGAGAAGGCGAGACUGUAG